AGACCGCUCGGCUUUCCUGCGCCAGCAGCGGUGUGUCACCGAGGCUGUACCGGAGAGACUCGGACUGAGGGCAGAUACUCAUCCACUUCGCCCAAACUGGCAUCACAGCGGGGCUGAGGGGCUGUCCCGACCAGUUGAAAACGGAUUACCGUUUAGGUGGGAUCCUACGGCUCGCUCUGUCACCACCGCCCAUCCUCCUGAUGUCGGAUUUCAAGCUUGGGAUCGUACGGCUCGGCCGUGUGGCCGGGAAGACAAAAUACACACUGAUUGAUGAGCAGGACAUACCGCUUGUGGAAAACUACGCAUUUGAGGCACGCAUGGAGGUAGAUGCGGAUGGCAACGGAGCCAAGAUCUUUGCCUAUGCUUUUGACAUCGGCAAGGGUCGCUGGGCAGGAAGGCCGUUGCACGAGCUGCUUUGGGAGAAGCACAGAGGAGGCAUUGCUCCUAGUUUUCAAGUCAUCCACAUCAACUCUGUGACAGUGGACAACCGGCUAGACAACCUGCGACUAGUGCCGGUAGGCUGGAGCCCCAAGCCUGAGGAGAUUUCCAGCAAGCAGAGAGAGCAAUCUCUGUACUGGCUGGCCAUCCAACAGGUACCGGCUGACCCAGUGGAAGAGCAGUACCUGGAGCUGAGCCGCACACGCUACUACAACGCUAACGGGGAGCUGGUGGAGGAGGAGGAGUGCUCCUGCACCUACUACGAGUGUCACUAUCCCCCUUGUUCGCUCAUCGAGAGGAGGCUUCGAGAGUUCAACAUCUGCGGUCGCUGCCAGGUGGCGCGCUACUGUGGAUCGCAGUGCCAGCAGAGGGACUGGCCCGCCCACAAGAAGCAGUGUCGCGAGCGUAAGCGGGUGCUGGCUCUGGAGUCGGAGCCCGAACGAUGAUCUGCCCUCAUCAUCCUCGCCUGUGAGAGGGGGAGGAGGAAGAGGAGGGAGAGAAGGCCAUGGUGUGUGUGUGUGUACGGUGGGGGAGGGGUGCAAGGCUAGACUUUGCGUGAAGGGGAAUCUGGGAUGAAGAGUAAAACGUGGGGGAAAAUUAUUGACAAGAGACUUGAUGACGGAGGACAAUGUUGGUUGCUUGAUCGUUGUCGGGGUGAGAGGAUGGCGUAGGGGAUGGAGAAUAAAGCAAAAAGACAUCUACCACUUCCCAGAACUGGUAAUCUCCAUAGCUUGCUUUCAUGUGGAUGACAGGGAACGGUAUUAUUAUUAGUUUUUUUGUCUUUAUUUUUCUCGAGGGGAAGAGACGCCCUCGAGCUCUACCUGCUGCUAUGGUUUUUGUAUGCGACUGGGGGGGAUGAAAUAUUGUCUUGCUGAUGAACUGGACAAGCAUCUUUGGACCACAGUCGAACAGACAAGUUGUCAUCAUCCACUUUUUUCCCUCCUUCCCUCCCAACAUCCAACAGCCACAAGGUGUGAUCAUGUUUGGGGGGGGGGGGCUACAGUACCCACUGGACAUGGACCUUUUCACUGUAUCACUCCCUGUCUGACCUCUGCACACAGCUGCCGCCAUCAUGGUCGUUGACACCUUCAGCUGCCGCCGCCGCCUCCUUGUUUGUUCCCACCAUGACACACAUGAGAUAGAUUUCACUGAUUGAAUCACACUACCAGUAUUGAGUGUGUAUGUGCGAGUGUGUGAAUGUAUGUAUGUGUAUGUGCUGCCAAUAUGUUCUGAAGGAUGUUAAAAUGAUCAACAUGGGUAAUGGGGCCGGGUUCACAUUUGUGUUUUCUCUUCUUAAAGGGGCCAUAUGACACUGUUUUUAAAUAUUUAAUCAGAAAUUGUUGGGUUUAAGAAGAUUUUCACCUAUUCUAUAAUAAAAGUAGCUGCCAAAAUAAAGGCUUUAAGUUUUUCAAGACUUUUUUCUUUUUUUUUGUUUUUGACCCAACAUAAAACAUUUUUUCUUCAUCAAUUCGUUGCUGUUAAGACAUGGUACAGGAAAUAAGAGACAAGAACUCUGACCCUGUUCAGACCUUAACAUCCAUCCUGAGAUACCAGACUUCAGGUAUCCAGUGUGUCUCUGCACACCUGGUUUAAAAACAAAUCUGUGUAUCAAGUGAUUAAUUGAGAUGGGACUUCCUUGCUUCAUAUUCUAAUAAAUGAUCUCAUUCAUAGUGUGAAAUGUUUGUCUUAAAUUGGAUGGGCUGGACUAGAAUGGCAGCAACUUUUUAGGUUCUUUGCUCCUUGAGGUUCUAGCUGUAUUUUUCAACUUUCUGACAUGAAUUUGUCAUUGGAAACUGUUUGUGGAAAUGGAAAAUUCAGGGGAAAAAAAUCUGAAUAUUUCAAAAAUAAUUUCCCUCCCUUUAGGUGAAAACAUUUAUAGUAAAACUGUAGAUUGAUGAAGAGCCUGAAUUAAUUCCUGUUCCAUUUGCCAAUUAGAGCCCUGGGUUAUGCGGUGUACAGUGCUGGCUACUGGUGAUUAUUUGUUCCAAACCAGUUUAUGGAAAUGCACAUUCAAAUUUGACAUUUUGUGUAAACGCAGCUACUGUAAAUGAGUCAGUAAACCUUAAAUAUGUAACACUGAUCAUUCACAAUGGAUAUUUGAAUAUUGGAGAACUUACAACAUGUUUCUGAAUUUCUACCAGAUUAUAAGAACCAUGGAAAUAAAAUGUUGUUCCUUUGCUCCUGGGCUGCACAUACAAUCUACUGCUGUUAUGGUUAUGUGGGUUUUGUGAGAUUUUUGGACAUAUUUAAAGCCUUUGUAUGUGAAUAUAUGGUAAUGAGUGUCCAGUCUUUCAGUCUGGCCCAGGUCUCUUUCCUGUUCAGACUAAGAACGUCAAUACCUGCCUUCAGACCAGUGAAGUCUGAGUGUGUUCACACAUGGAAUUAGUUUAAGGAUUUCUCAGAACAGAUGAUAAUGCCAGGUCUGAACAGGGCCAGAGUGAUUCUAGUGUUAUUUUGGUACUUUGACACUUAAAAAAAAAAUAUCACAUCUGAAAAUUAUCCUGGAAUAAAGUGCUUUCUGUUUUGAAGGUCUGCAGAUAACAAAUAAGAGAAUUUUUCUUUCUUUCUUUUUUUUUUUUUUUUUUUAACCAAAGUUGGUUUCAGCCUACUGUAGUGAUCUCUCCUUGUGUUUAUUUAAUUUUCUGCAUUUUAACACUUGUUAAUUUCAUUGAUAUUUUCUGCAUUUGUAGGUUUAACGGUAUGUAUGUAUGUAUGUAUGUAGGGUUUUUGGGGGGAGGGUUGGUUUCAGUUUCUUGUGUUGAGGUUUGCUCUAAGGGUUAUUUUUGAAGAAAAUUUAUCAAUGGAUCUAUUUAUUUAAAAACAUUUGAUUGUGUUUCUUUUUGUCCUGCGACUUGUUGAUGUGUGAAGGCAAACUUUAGGAAAAGUAGUGGAUGAUAUGGGACCUUUUUAUGGGACGUCUUCUGGGGUAAGGGGGGUGCUGACCUGAACAUUUCACCCCUAUUACUUGAUCAUUUUUUCCCCCACCCCUUUUACUGUUGCCCCACUGAGAUUUUUCCAACUUUGUCACUAAAUUCUUCCACGUGAGACGUAUUUGGAGUGUAAAAACUUGAAUUCCUCCUUCUUUACACACAGGUUUGAUUCUCGCAAGUGGUUUCUAUGAACUGAACCGGUUUCCUUCGACACGGCAGUCCCAGUCAAAUUGUUCUGUGUCAACUUGAUCCUCAAUCGCCUGCCUUCCUUGUAUUACCUAUAAUGCACACUUGCUUAACGUGUCCUCUUGUGUCUUAGGUGACGAGUCCAGACACUUACUAAGCAUGUGAUUCACAGAUGUACAUGCGACUUGUUGAUUGUUGAUUUUUUUUUUUUUUUUUUUUUGUAUGUGUGUGAACAGGUUUUCAACACUGCACUAAGACUUGGCUCCCAUUUCAGUGUAUUUGUCCUAGUGGGGGUGAAGGGAGGGGUGUGAAUUGGACAGAGUGUACAGAUUGUGUCUGAAAUCCUUUUUUUUUUUUUUGUUUUGUAAGAAUAUAAGCAUUAAUCACCUAGAAAUAAAGAGCUACAAUAUGUGAAUGAUGGUAAAGUACAGUUGGGGAGAUCUGACAGUUGCUUUUCCAAUGUAAAAUGGUAAUAAAUAAAAAUGAACCUCA
Molecule: messenger RNA, 4046 nt
Organism: Sphaeramia orbicularis (orbiculate cardinalfish)
Lineage: Eukaryota; Metazoa; Chordata; Actinopteri; Kurtiformes; Apogonidae
Gene: zmynd19
Product: zinc finger, MYND-type containing 19
Exons: 6
Coding region: 201-884 (227 amino acids)
Cellular component (GO): membrane; synapse; cytoplasm
Source: RefSeq, a predicted model, not a curated record